Pomacea canaliculata is the source of this 2859-nucleotide messenger RNA. RefSeq lists its product as uncharacterized. Lineage: Eukaryota; Metazoa; Mollusca; Gastropoda; Architaenioglossa; Ampullariidae. The transcript has 3 exons. The record is from RefSeq and is a predicted model, not a curated record. Bases 1170 to 2273 code for a protein of 367 amino acids.
UUUUCAUUUGUCUGGGACAGAUUUGACCGGGUGCUUGAUACAGAGAUGAAACAAGCAGAACACAUGAUGGUAGAGAGUCCUCUUGAUGGUGCUGACCUUAAAGACUUGGAAGAACCACCUGCGGAUUUUCCUUCUAUGACAUCCAGUUCAUUUUAUCCUAACUCACAUAACCCCUCAAUUCAUUGUCCUAACAAUCGUAGAAACUCAACACCAUUGGCUGGAAACGCUAAAGGUUCAUGGAUACACGAUUUUUUUUUGUCACAACAACUGCUUGGUGAAGGGCUGUUUAAUGAAUUUAUUGAGUUUUUUGAUCUGAGAGCAGAUCAAAGCAUUUUUAUCCUUCGAACUGGAAGUAAAAUGUCAACUCCCUUGAAUGAAAAGAAAAGUGCAUUGAAAAUUCUUUCAGCUUCAGAAGUUAUAGAGUGUGAAGAGGAAGAAAUUCAAUGGAUUGAGAAUGGAUGGUUUGUAAUAGGAGCUCAAAAGCAAAACAUUCACUUGCUGUUUUUCAUUAACGGAAGAUUAAAAGUUUUAUCCUCAUUUUGCAUGGCUGUAGAGAGAAAUGCUUCCUUCAGAAAGUGCCACCAGUUGUGUGCAGAAUGGUUGCAAAAACACUUGUCUUCACAAGCAACAGAUUUUUCUUGCUUUAUUUCAGAAUCUGGACUAUUUCCAUGCUCUGAUGAUGAGGUUUCAAAAGACUUUAAAGAUUUUAGUCACAUUUAUAUUGUGAAGAAGAUUUUAGUUACUAUCAAAAUAGUUUUACGUUUAAACACAAGGACAGAAAAGUCAUUUUUAUUGAAUGUCAUGAUACUGUUUGUGUUCAAGAACUCAAAGAACAGUUCUGUGCAGUUUACCAAGAAGAAGAGAAGACAAUUUUUGAUGUCUCCUGUGUUUGGCUUGUGCAUAAAGAUAAGGUUCCUUCAGAAGAACAGGUUCUUAGAAACCUGUGGUAUAUUCAGGGUGAUAAAAGCUUUGAUUAUGAAGACCUGGACUUGGAUGCUAAGCAUACAUUUUAUGCAUUCAUUCAUCCUCCUGGAUCUAUUCCAGUCAAAUUAAACUAUAAAUCAGGGAUUAAGAAAUUCCUGAAAUCUGAAUGUACCAUAAUAGUUUCCCCUGAUGACUCUGUAGACUCUCUUAGGGAUGAAAUUGCAAAGGUCACACACACCAAUCCGAUGUCAUUUAAACUUCUUAUAAAUGGCAAAAAGAUUGAAGCAGAGACUGACCUUUGGCCAAUCAUUCAGAGCCAUUCUAACUGCACCAUUGUAGUGGAACAGAGCACUAAAAUCGAGAUAGAUAUUGUUACAAGUACUGGCACUUGCUCUGAAGAUGCCAAUCAGAAAGUCCUAAUCUCCAGAUUCAAGUAUGAAAAAGUGGACACGCUGAAGAAGGAAGUUUGUGAUCAACUGCAGAUGCCUCUUCAUUGUAUUGAUCUUUACCACAAUGACAACCACCUCAAGGACAAUGAGAGCCUUCGAAGCUCACGACUAAGAAAUAAAGACCAAAUAAAGGCAGUGGUACUCCGGAAUCGGAUCUGGCUAAAAAUUAGAAUGGUGAGAUGUAAAUCAAAGUGGGUGGACAUUGAAGUUGACGACCAGACUCUGACAACAGUGGGGCAUCUGAAAGCAUUUGCUCGAAGUCAGCUGGUUAAAAUAGCUACUGAGUCUCCUUCUGAUGUUUUAGAUUCAAACCAAGAGUGCAGCAGUGAGUUCCCCAUAGAAAUGAUUGCCAUUUAUAAAGGAAAUGUUUUAGGGGACCAGGAAAACCUGCACAGUGCUGGUGUAAACAUGAAUGACACCAUUGUGUUUGUAGAGUAUGAGAAGCGUUGCUUUACAGCCAUGGUUGGUGAGAUUCCCAUCUUUUUCUGCAAAGAAGGUUGUGGUCAGACUCAGCGUGUGAUAGCCAUGUGCAAUGGGAAAAUAUAUUUCUUUGCACAUGAAAGUUUAACAGGAUCUGAAAAUGGCAACCAGUGCAAGUUGUUUUAUCAGCAACCUUACAGCUUGCCAGCUCAGCCUGGACUUCGGCUUUGCCCUGAUCCAUUGAGAACCCACAUUCCCAUCUCUCCGUCUUCACCUGCUAUUUCAAGUGCCUCACAGAACACAGAUACUUAUACCAUGUGCAAAUCAAAAUCAAUACCUCAGUUUAUAUCAGCAGUAAACUCACCAAUGUCUAAACCCCAACUCCAGUCUUCAUCUGUAAAUAAGAGUAAAGGCCUUUCCACAGCUUGUAGACAAUCCACAUCUAUGUGGAUUAAAUGGAAUCUUAACUUCAACACCUAAUUCAAAAAAUGACGAAGACACCCAGCCAAAGACAGAAACUUAUUCCAGCUUGUCAGUCAUGCCAGUCAGUAGAAGACAUCGACAUGCCUCAUCACCAGAUGAUAAAGAACACUGUCCCAGGACCAAUGAUGACAAUAAAACAAGAAAAUCUCAGACGCGAAAACAGACUUUAUGGUGAUAGCUCUGGUUAUCUCACAGAGCCUGUAGCUAAAAGAGGGAAACAAAACUUACACCACCAGGAAUUAUGUAUGUCAUAUACUCAGACAGAUGGUCAUGGAAGAACAAUUGUAAACCAGAAAGUCACAAUGGAAAAACAUGUUGACAAGGAGUAUUUGGAAACCAGUGCUUCAGAUUCAACAUUUUCAUUGUCCAGCUUCAUUGGAAUGUUAUCUAUAGAUGAAACUAAUAAUAAUUCACGGCAAGCUGUUACAAGUUCCCCAUCAAGUGAAAUUGGUUUCAUCUGUGGUUCCUCGGACAACACUUAUUGCUAUGUUAAAAAAGAAAUCAUCAAAAAGGUUGCUGAAAGCCUGGAGGAGACAGAAAGAUCACGGUUCUUUGUAUCGCUCGGCUUUACCUUCCAGGAAAU